AUGUAUGUAGCUCAGCCACUUAUCGAGGACUUUAAUCAUGCGCUGAAGAGGGCUAGAGUGGAGGUUCAACUGGUGUUGAGCUUUUCGGAUGAGGAUAAGUUCGAGAAUUUGACAGUAUACAAUUCACCUUUGGUAAGCUUUGAUGGAAAAGUCGUCAUUUCAAAGGGUCAGAUUAGACUACCCGUACAAGCAGGUUCAAAGGUAGUGGAGGUAAACUUCAUUGUAGUGGAUGCCUAUUCUCCCUACAUGGCCAUCGUGGCAAGACUCUGGCUUCAUGCCCUAGGGGUCGUCUCAUCGACUUUGCGUUUGAAGGGAUUUGAAUGGACUGAGGAGUGUGUCUUGGCUUUCCAGCAGUUGAAGGAGUACCUUUCUCUACCACCAAUCAUGUCUAGACCUGAGGUGGACGAGGUUUUGUUUGCUUACAUUGCAGUGGCCUCCCACGUGGUGAGCUUGGUGCUGGUACGAGUUGAUAGUGGUGUGCAAAGGCCAGUAUACUAUGUGAGCAAGUCAUUAUAUGCGACCGAGGUCCGUUACCUACCACUGGAGAAGGCUAUUUUGGCAGUGGUGCAUGCUACACGUAAACUCCCCCAUUAUUUCCAGUCACACAUAGUUGUUGUCCUAACCCAACUCCGUCUCAGAUCUCUACUCCAAAGUGCUGAUUAUAGGAGGAGGAUUGCCAAGUGGGUGGAGAUAUUCACAGAUUCAAGGCUUGUUGUGGGCCAAGUUCAGGGAGAGUUGGAGGCCAAGGACUACAUUCCUAGAAGUGGAAACACCCAUGCUAAUUCUUUGGCCACACUAGCAACCUUUUCGGCACAAAGCCUGUCUCGGGUUAUUCUUGUUAAAGAUUUGUGCAAGCCUAUUGAAGUGAAAAGAGAGAUGGUCCACAUCCAUCAAAUUAGGGUGGGGCCUAGUUGGAUGGACCCUAUAGCGCUAUUCCUUAAGGAAGAUAUUUUUCUUGAGGAGAAAUCAGAAGUUGACAAGAUACUGAGAAAGACUCCUCGGUUCUGGCUGUCCGAGAACCAAAAACUGUACAAACGCUCUUUCUUUGGGCCAUACUUGUUGUGCAUACACCUUGAGGCAUCAGAGCUAAUUCUAGAGGAGUUACAUGAAGGGAUUUGUGGAAGAAACAAAGGGGGCAAAUCCUUGUCUCACAGAGCCCUUACACAGGAAUUAUGA
This is a messenger RNA of Quercus robur (English oak), 1176 nucleotides long. RefSeq lists its product as uncharacterized. The transcript is spliced from 5 exons. Lineage: Eukaryota; Viridiplantae; Streptophyta; Magnoliopsida; Fagales; Fagaceae. The record is from RefSeq and is a predicted model, not a curated record. The coding region runs from base 1 to 1176 and encodes 391 amino acids.